Molecule: messenger RNA, 1062 nt
Organism: Colletotrichum karsti
Lineage: Eukaryota; Fungi; Ascomycota; Sordariomycetes; Glomerellales; Glomerellaceae
Product: putative alcohol dehydrogenase
Exons: 3
Coding region: 1-1062 (353 amino acids)
Molecular function (GO): oxidoreductase activity
Source: RefSeq, a predicted model, not a curated record
AUGCCCCAAUCGCUGCCAAAGACCACCAAGCAAUGGAAUGUCGUAGGCCGUGAUGGAUUCAAGUCUCUUCAACUCACAGAGGAACCAUUAUCUGAAUUAGGAGAUAGCGAGGUCCUCGUUAAAUUGCAGGGCGCUACUCUCAAUUUUAGAGAUCUGAUGAUCCCACAGGAUAAGUAUCCUUGGCACGUCAAACCAGAUGUUAUUCCAGGGUCGGACGGAGCAGGUACCGUUCUCGCUGUUGGCAAACACGUCACUCGAUUCCAGCCAGGUGACAAGGUUGUCACAGUCAUCCAUCGAACACAUCUGAGCGGAUCACCUACUAGCGAAACGCCAAAGUUUGGCCUCGGUGCCGGAAUUGAUGGCACUUUUCGUACGGUAGCGGCUUUCAACGAGCAAGGACUUGUGCCUAUGCCUCAGGGUUUGAGCUUUAUCGAAGCCGCCUCGCUGACCUGUGCCGGUUUGACGGCCUGGAAUGCACUCUUCGGUCUUCCUGGCAAGCAACUAUCAGUUGGGCAGUGGCUCCUCACCCAAGGCACUGGAGGUGUGAGUAUCUUCGCCAUUCAGUUCGCAAAGGCGAUUGGAGCGAGAGUCAUAGCCACCACCAGUUCCGAUAAGAAGGCCGAGUUACUCAAAAAACUUGGUGCCGACCAUAUCAUCAACUACCGCACCACCAAGGACUGGGGAUCAGCCGCGAAAGAGUUGACUGGUGGAGUGGGAGUUGACCUUGUUGUGGAGGUUGCCGGUGCCAGUACGUUGAAGCAAAGCGCAGCCAGCGUCAGACUCGACGGUACCAUCACCACUACUGGUUUGGCCGGUGGUGACGGCCAAGGCGCAGAGGUUCCGAAUCUCCUGGACACAUGGCUCAAUCUUUACACUGCCCGAGGUGUUUGGGUUGGCAACCGACAUCAAAUGGAGGAGAUGUGCAAAGUUAUCGAGUCUAGUCCGGAAAAGCUGCGUCCUGUCAUUGAUCCCAAGGUCUUCAAACUAGAAGAUCUUAGGGAGGCAUAUGAGUAUUUGGAGUCUGGGAAGCAUCAAGGCAAGGUUGGCAUCGAAAUCGAUUGA